Babesia bigemina is the source of this 1383-nucleotide messenger RNA. RefSeq names its product REPLICATION FACTOR A 1, putative. The transcript is spliced from 4 exons. Lineage: Eukaryota; Apicomplexa; Aconoidasida; Piroplasmida; Babesiidae. Gene Ontology annotation, biological process: DNA recombination; DNA repair; DNA replication. The record is from RefSeq and is a predicted model, not a curated record. Bases 1 to 1383 code for a protein of 460 amino acids. Gene Ontology annotation, molecular function: DNA binding. Gene Ontology annotation, cellular component: nucleus.
AUGGAGUUGGAGUAUUUCCCGAUCAAGAACCUCACCACUUACACCUCAAACUGGACCAUUAAGGCCAGGAUCCUGGAGAAGGCUCCCCUCAGACAGAUAAAGGGCGACAACCACCUCAUGCACAUAGACGUCGUCGACAAGCAUGGCGACAGCAUCAGGGUGAAGUUCUGGGGCAAAGCUGCAACGAAAUGGGACGAGGUAUUGCAGAAGGGGAAGGUGUACACCUUCUCAAAGGGAACGGUGGAGCUGUCUAACAAAAGGUUCAACACCACGCCGCACAACUACGAAAUCACGUGCCACCAGGAGAGCAUCAUAGAAUCCGUGGAGGACGCGGGCGACAUUAAGCUCCAGCGCGACCACAAGCUGCUCACCCUCCGAGACAUCAAGACUAUGCCCAACGUCACUCAGGCGCCAGUCGACCUGCUCUGCAUCGUCAACGCCGUGCAGCCGGCGGCGAACGUCACCACCAAGGCCGGGAAGGAAAUCUCGAAACGCGUUGUGAUGCUGGUUGACGACACCGGAUACGAGAUGGAGCUGACGCUCUGGGCCGAACACGCGAACAACGAGGCAGUCGAGCAGAUGGAGGGGAAGGCCGUAAUUGCGGAGAAGGUCAUCAUCAGGGAGUGGCAGGGCGCCAGAAGCUGUCAAACCUUGUCGUCGUCAGAGGUCCAACUGGCUACGCAGGACAACAUCAGGGACCAUACCAGAUUAUCGCAGCUGCAAAAAUGGUUCGAGGACGCGAAGGCCAAAAACGAGACCUUCAAGACCAUGCGGCCCCAAGCUGUCAGUGCCAGGGACCAGUACGAGCUGGCCGACAUGGUAACGGUGGCCGAUAAGACCAAGGGCGGGUACAUUGUUAAGGGCAAAUUGCGGAAAAUAUUCUGGAAGAACAAGGACGGCGUGGCCAAAAUGUGGUACCAGGCGUGCCCCAUGUGCACCAAAAAGGUCAUCAUGGACGGUGAUGACAACAGGUACAAGUGUAUAUCCUGUGGAGACGCCACUGUGGUGCCUGUGCCCAGGUACAUGUUCUACUGCAACUUCACGGACCACACCGGCAGGCUGACAGCGCAAAUCGCGACCGACAUCGGCGAGAAGCUGCUCGGCAAGACGGCGAAAGAGUUGGAGGAAAUGGACCCCGACAAGCUGAAGCGAUUCUGCGAUUUUGAAGCGACGCACCGAGAUUACAAGGUCAGCGGGUACAUCAAAACAAGGGUCUACAACGGCGAGACCAAGCACAACUUCACCGUCACACGCGUGGAACCGUUGGACUAUGCGGCCGAGGCUGCGCUUAUGCUGGAAAACAUGCGCAUCACUUAUGACGACGUCCUCAAAUUCCUGGAUAUCAAAACGGACGAAAGGGACUCCAAGAAGGCGAGAGUUUAA